This is a messenger RNA of Xenopus laevis (African clawed frog), 849 nucleotides long. RefSeq lists its product as uncharacterized. The transcript is spliced from 2 exons. The record is from RefSeq and is a predicted model, not a curated record. NCBI's taxonomy places the organism in Eukaryota, Metazoa, Chordata, Amphibia, Anura, Pipidae. The coding region runs from base 56 to 514 and encodes 152 amino acids.
ACACUUUGAAGACAAUUUUGUCUAUAAUAAUCAGGAGUUUUGGCCCUUAAUAUUGAUGUGGCUUCGCUAUAUAGACGAUCUAUUCUUUGUCUGGCAAGGGACAGAGGAAUCACUAAAACUAUUUGUAGAUCACCUCAAUUCCAGGAUUCCAACCAUAAAAUUCACUUUGGAGUAUGAUAGAAAUCAGAUACACUUUCUAGACGUGACAGUCAGGCUACAAGAUGGGAAGUUCUCCACUGAUAUAUAUAGGAAACCGACUGACAGAAUCACUUAUCUAAAUCCACACAGUUUUCACCCACCCUCUACAAUCAAAGGGCUACCAUAUAGCCAAAUGUUACGAACAAGACGCAUUGUAAGUGAAGAUGACAAAUUUGAAGAGAGAGCAGAAGAAAUGAUGACCCACUUUGAGAGUAGAGGCUAUGGGACAGAUAUGUUGGAAACAGCCAGGGAGAAAGUAAAAGAUGGACCAGAGGUUAAAACCAUGGGUGGCGGAACCUCCAAUGAUGGCCUAUAAAAGAUCAAGCAACCUGAGGGACCAUCUGGUCCAUGCGUUAAUUGAACCACAAAAGAAGCAAGGUACUUGGCUGAGUGGGGCUAAGGGAAUGUUUAAGUGUGGAAGGUGCGUUAAUUGCAAUUUUGUGAUGCGCACAGAUAAAUUCUAUCACCCGAUGACGGGUAGGGAGUAUGAAAUGACAGACUACAUAAAUUGUCAGACUGACUAUGUCAUAUAUAUGGUAAAAUGUCCUUGUGGUAAAGUAUAUGUAGGGGAAACUACCAGGUCCCUCAGUAUUAGGAUUGGGGAACACAGAAGUGAUGUUAGACUUAAGAAACAUACAUCCCUUUGGCAAG